This is a messenger RNA of Cryptosporidium ubiquitum, 462 nucleotides long. RefSeq lists its product as uncharacterized. Lineage: Eukaryota; Apicomplexa; Conoidasida; Eucoccidiorida; Cryptosporidiidae. Bases 1 to 462 code for a protein of 153 amino acids. The transcript is spliced from 2 exons. The record is from RefSeq and is a predicted model, not a curated record.
AUGAAUUUGAGAAAAGAUAAGAAUCAAAGUUUGUUUGAUAAAGAAAGUUACGAAAUACCAAAUGUACUUUUUAAAAAAGAAGAAAUAGAUAAUUCUAGAUAUAUUGAAAAGUACGAUUUAAUUGAAUUAUUAAUUAAUUCACUUAAUUUUAAAAUAGUAAUAAUUACACUUAUAAAUGGAUCUAUAAUUAAAGGUACUGUGGAAUAUAGAAAGGUAUUGCUUAAUAAAAUACAAUAUAAAAGUAUUAAAAAUAAAAGAUUAAAAAUGAUUCUAUUAAAAGAUAUAAUAGUUCUUGAGAAAUCAGAUAAAUGUCCCAAUUUUAAUGCUAAUUAUAAAAAUUUGAAUACUCUAUUUAUACCAAUAAAAUCCAUUUUUUCAUUAACUUGCCCUGAAAUAGAUAAUCCAUCAAAACAUAUCAAGAUGUACAUAAAAUCUUCGAUAUUAAAUAUAAAUCAUAAAUAA